Saccostrea cuccullata (small rock oyster) is the source of this 368-nucleotide messenger RNA. RefSeq lists its product as uncharacterized. The annotation marks the transcript as partial. The transcript is spliced from 4 exons. NCBI's taxonomy places the organism in Eukaryota, Metazoa, Mollusca, Bivalvia, Ostreida, Ostreidae. The record is from RefSeq and is a predicted model, not a curated record.
AUGGAUAGCAUUUAUUCCGUAUAUGAAGACAUUAAACGGAAUAAAGUGCAUACCGUCCGGGCACCACUAUAUAGGACCAAGAUAUACCUCGGGGACCAGUAUGACAGGUGGAUGGGAAAAAAGGAAGAACUCGAAGAAACGCAUGCUGGACUAGCCAAAAUUUUGCUCGACAGACUUUCAUCAGACACUAACAGUGAGACAGAGUCAGCUCCUUAUUGGCUUAAAGAAAAUGUUUCUUCAACGCCUGUAAGAAAACUAAAAGCACAAUCUCUUGACAUUCCUCCACCCGAUGUAUCAGAGAUUUCUUCAACCCAAAGUGAGUAUACAGAUACAGAUGAAGCUCCAGCUUUCAAGAAGCCAGCGAUGAA